UCGUCCGCUCCAAAACCUCUCCCCUUUUAUUCUCUAUAUAUCAAAACCCUACCGUAGAGGAAAAUCAAUUUUCCCCAAAAAAUGGAUUCCUUCCUCACCCCUCUCCUCCUAACUUUAGCUUUGACCCUAACCUUAUUCAUUUCCCUUUCCUCCUCUUCAGAUCCAUCUGAUCUCUUAUCGGAGCUCCGAUCUCUCCGUUCUCAGUCGGAUUCGGGCGUGAUCCAUCUCAACGAUCAAUCCAUCGCCCGAUUCAUCCUUAACUCUCCAUCUCCUCGCCCUUACUCUCUCAUCAUCUUCUUCGACGCUGCUCAGCUCCGAUCUAAGCCCGAGCUCCAUCUCCCCCAUCUCCGAUCCGAAUUCGCCCUAGUUUCCGUCUCCUACUUAGCUUACAAUGUUGAGUCCGGAUCCGGAUCGGGACCCGAUAAGGUCUUCUUCUGCGACCUCGAGUUUGGCGAGUCCCAGCACAGCUUCUCCCUCUUUGGCGUCAGCUCCCUCCCUCACAUCCGCCACGUGGGCCCCGCCACGAAAUCCCCAAGGAAUCGAGGCCAUGACCAGUCGGAUUUCGCCGGACUCGCUGAGUCCAUGUUCGGCCUUCGUUGAGACAAGACCCGCGUCUCUGUGGGCCCCAUUGUCCGCCCGGCCCGAUCUCGACCAAGCAAUCGUAUUCCUGCUGAUCGCUUCUUGAUCUCAGCGCCGUUUCUGAUCAAGAGGGUGCUCGCUGGUGACACGAUGGUCCACGAUCCUAAGCUGUGGAUGAGCUUAGCAGUGUUUGUGUACUUCUUUAGCGUUUCGGGGGCGAUGCACAAUAUAAUUAGGAAGAUGCCCAUGUUUAUGGGUGAUAGGAACGAGCCGGGGAAAAUGGUCUACUUCUACCAGGGGUCGGGGAUGCAAUUAGGAGCUGAGGGGUUUGCUAUCGGAUUCUUGUACUCCGUCGUUGGGAUGAUUCUGGCGUUCGUUACGCAUGUUUUGGUGAGGGUAAAGAAUGUUGGGGUGCAGAGAGGGGUUAUGUUUGUGGCCAUGGUGGUGGCUUAUUGGGCAGUGAGGAAGGUGAUUUAUCUGGAUAAUUGGAAGACUGGCUAUAGUAUUCAUGCGUUCUUGCCUUCGGGUUGGUAGGGACUGAAGUUAUGGAGUUCGGCGAGGAAAUAAGAAUAUGCGCCCAGCCCAGUAUUCACUGCCUUUCUAAGAUUAAGGGAACCCUAUUUUUGGUGAGACUACGUUUGGGGGAUCGUAAUUCAAUUGGGACAAACAUGUUUGGACUUUAUUACCUCGCAGCAUACAGAUGAAAUCUUAAUUACUACCCAUAUUUGAGGAAAUAACUUCAGAAAUACAAUUAUGAUAAUAUUAUUUGUCACCUAUUUCUCUAGGUUACUGGUUUGGUUAGCCCCUUUCCCUCAUAAACUCUCUAUGUUAAACUUAUAUAGACAAUUUUUGUGAUGCAUUCUAGUUUCAUAUUUAGUCUA
Molecule: messenger RNA, 1460 nt
Organism: Asparagus officinalis (garden asparagus)
Lineage: Eukaryota; Viridiplantae; Streptophyta; Magnoliopsida; Asparagales; Asparagaceae
Product: probable dolichyl-diphosphooligosaccharide--protein glycosyltransferase subunit 3B
Exons: 2
Cellular component (GO): oligosaccharyltransferase complex
Source: RefSeq, a predicted model, not a curated record